AUGGGGAAGGAGCAGCUAACUUUGAAGAACCUUGAAGUGGCAAUCCAAGAACUUUAUCCUCAAAACCCUUAUGCUCCUGCUGCUGGAACUACUCUUCCUGGAACCACGCAGAACUGGGAACAACCCCAAAAGCCCAAGAACAGGUCAUAUGAAAAGACUUCAAGGAUAGAAAAUGGCCUUGAGCCUAUAAUGGUCAAGAACUGCAUGGAACCCUUGUCUCCUAAACUGAUAAACAGGCAUGAAGUAAAAGCUCAAACCAAGGUCAGGCAAGAGGAGAAGGUGAGAAGCAAAAAGAAAUGGUCUAGAGACAGCUGGAAUGGAGAGCAAGAUAUGAAGCCGCCUAGAAAAGCCAGAGAAAUGGAAAGGUAUUUUGACCAAGAGAGACAUCUUGAAAGCACAGCAGAGGAGAGCUCAGAGGUGAUAGUUAGAUGUGAGAAAUGCCAAAGAGAGAGGCAACUCCAGCAAAGAUUGCAGAAAGAAAGACCAGCUGAUCUUCCAUUCGAUAACAGGGAUAUGAGUAUGAAAGUGUGUCAACGAUACCAUGUGGAAAAGACUGUGAAAUUGCGAAACUGUAGGAGAUUGUCUGAAAACUCAGCAGAAGAAGAUGAAACGAUGUGGAGUGAUGCUGGUUGUCAGAGUACGUGGACAGCCCCACAAAACCAUGCCCCUGAAGAGCUGGAGAAGCCAAAGAGGAGUGUUGAGAGGCAGCAGACACUGCAGAGCCAUGAGAGUUAUGACAAAGAAUUAGGAAAGGUGAAGAUGAAGCCCAUAGAAAAUCAGCGCACCAUUGUAGGAGAUGCUUAUGAACUAAAAAAAGAGCACAGAAAAUGUUCCAGAGUGAAUCAAAGCUGUUGGUUGCUGAAGGGUUCUGAAAUGGAUGCCGAUAAGCUGCCAAAAAUCCAAGGGAAGAGAGAAGAGGUUCAGAAAUCAAAAGAGGAAACGGUUGGAGGAGAAGAGAAGGUGAGACAUGGAGAAGUUGAACGAACAAGGCAUGAAAGGGAGGGAGAAAUGAAAGGCAAAGAAGAAGAGAACAGUUCAAACAAGACCAGUGAGAAGAGGCUGAAGCAUGAUGUCCAGAGCAGAGCAGAUGUGGAGAAGUGCUAUGAGAUUGGCAGAACUAUUGGAGAUGGCAACUUUGCCGUUGUGAUGGAGUGCCGUCACCACCAGAACAAUCAGAAGUAUGCCAUGAAAAUCAUUGAUAAGUCUAAGCUGAAAGGAAAGGAAGACAUGCUAGAAAAUGAAAUUGUGAUAAUCAGGAGUCUUUUGCACCCCAACAUCGUCAGCCUGAUAGAAGUAUUUGAAACUGAGACAGAGAUCUAUCUAAUUAUGGAGUACGUUCCUGGUGGGGACCUGUUUGAUGCCAUCAUUGAGAGUGUGAAAUUCACUGAGCGCGAUGCUGCUCUCAUGAUGACUGAUUUGUGUGAAGCUCUGGUUUAUAUUCAUGGGAAGAACAUUGUCCAUAGAGAUCUCAAGCCAGAAAAUCUUCUAGUUCAGCGUAAUCCAGAUAAAACAACAACAUUGAAACUUGCAGAUUUUGGCCUUGCGAGGCAGGUGACCAGGCCUAUAUUUACUGUGUGUGGAACUCCAACUUACGUUGCCCCGGAAAUACUUGCUGAAAAUGGCUAUGGACUUGAAGUGGACUUGUGGGCUACUGGUGUAAUACUCUACAUUUUGCUUUGUGGUUUCCCUCCAUUCCGGAGUCAUGAACGAGAUCAAGAGGAGCUGUUCCAGAUCAUACAGCUUGGGCAUUAUGAAUUUCUCUCACCAUACUGGGACAACAUUUCAGCUGCUGCAAAAGACCUGAUAAGCAAACUCCUUGUGGUGGAUCCUCAAAAGCGUUACACUGCGCAGCAGGUUCUUCAGCAUCUAUGGAUCCAGACUGCUGGAAAAAACAGCAGCAGAAAUCUGCAGAGAGAGGUGACUAUCAAUCUUGAGCGCCACUUUCGGAGCCAACGCAAGAAAGAAGCGACCAGUGAAGAUUCGUAG
This is a messenger RNA of Gekko japonicus, 1986 nucleotides long. It is a transcript of the gene DCLK3, whose product is annotated as doublecortin like kinase 3. The transcript is spliced from 4 exons. Gene Ontology annotation, biological process: protein phosphorylation. Lineage: Eukaryota; Metazoa; Chordata; Lepidosauria; Squamata; Gekkonidae. The record is from RefSeq and is a predicted model, not a curated record. Bases 1 to 1986 code for a protein of 661 amino acids. Gene Ontology annotation, molecular function: protein kinase activity; ATP binding.